Naegleria fowleri is the source of this 2736-nucleotide messenger RNA. RefSeq lists its product as uncharacterized. Gene Ontology annotation, molecular function: protein binding. Bases 1 to 2736 code for a protein of 911 amino acids. The record is from RefSeq and is a predicted model, not a curated record. NCBI's taxonomy places the organism in Eukaryota, Heterolobosea, Eutetramitea, Acrasida, Naegleriidae. The transcript has a single exon.
AUGCCAACCAACAAAUCCAUCAGUAUUUUGGACAGUGAUGACCUUAAUGAUGGUCAUGACCACACGAAUAACAUCAAUUCAAUGAAUAACAACAAGAAAAGAAAAGAAUCAACUCCGAGCGAAAUAACAGAAAAAGCGAACCACGAAUCACUCGAAGAUGAUGAUGAGGCUUUUUGCAAACCCAAUCCACAGCAACAACCAUCAUCAUCCUCAUUCAUGAACAAUGACGACGAACCGAUGAUGAUUGAUGCCAAAAAAGAAAACAAUCCUCUCAUCGUCGUCGUCAAUGAUGAUGAACAUGAUAUGAUGCACCACCACAAGAGGAUGACGAUCAUGACUGAAGGAAAGAAGAGAAAAACAACUCUGAACCAGACAUGGAGCGUUCCAAAAGAGGAACUCCCUCAUGAGGACGAUGAAAAACAAGAGGAACAAAUGUGUAGCACCAUGAUGACUACAGAACCAUUUUCAUCGACUCAGAGCAACAACAACCACAGUGGUGGUAUCAAUAAUGGAAUGAUGAUGAGUAGUAAUAAUCUUUCAUCCUCUCUUCCUUUCUAUUUAAUGGAUGAUCUCUUGUAUCACAUCUUUUCUUAUUGUCUUUUACCUAUUGUUCAAUUUCGAUAUUCUCUCGUAUGCAAACGUUGGUAUCAAUUGACCAAUUCGGAACAAUUUCACAAAAAUUAUCAUCAUUAUGUGACUGAACAUGGACAUUUAAAACAAUUAUUGGAUCCACGUUCUGCAAAUGAUUGUCUUUUAAACUCUCGUUUGAGGAAUGAAAGGAUGAUGAAAACAUUUUUAUUUGAUUGGACCGAAUUUGUGAGUCACACACAUCCGAGAGAAUACGAAGCAUUGUAUCGAUUGAAAAAGAGUUUACAUGUGGAAGAUUGGUCACUUCUCAAUGAUGAACAAUUUAAAGAAAAGUUGAAUUCUUUACUUUCUGGAAGAAUGACCAUGAAAUUCAAUAGUCAUUCCUUGGAAUCGAUUCAACCAAUGUUAAGAAAUUGUAAAUUAGUGACUCUGGAUAAUGGAUUGAAUCAAAGUGUUUCGUUUUUUUGUGAGAGAACUUCGCAUUCCAAUGAGAUGUUUUAUGGAUUUGUGAAUGAAAAGUCAGAGUUGGUGAGCUUUCAACAAUGCAAUGAUUCAUCCAUUAUCGAUCUUUCACACAUCCACAACUCCUCACAAAAAAUUCACGGCUUUUUAUGGUGUUCCAUUAUGUAUUCUUUUUACGACCGUGGAUGGGGAGAUACCCAUGAAAUUACCAGCAAAGAAGGAGACGAAUGGUUUAUUUCACAAUUCAAAGGUCAUUACAAUAUUCUUCCAAAACCAAUACUUCUCUCUCUAUUGGAUUUUAUUGCAGCAUUUCCAAACGAACGAGAAGAUGUGAAUUCAUUCAUAUACGGUCUUAAACCUCAUCAACACGAUACGCUCCAAUAUUUUCCACAUUUCAAAGACACUUUGUUCAAUCAUGCCAUUCAAGAGGCAGCCACACAGCCACUAUUAGAAACAGCAACAAGAAUUGAGAAAUAUUUGAAAUCUGACAUGUCCACAUUGUUUGAACGAUCCAUUCUGUUCCCUUAUAAGAGAUCUACAAUGAAAAAUUUAUGGUAUCGAUUCAUGACUUGUGGUUAUCGAUUGAACGAAACUUCUUCUUCUCUUGAAUUUACAUUCUUUGUGUUUUCAUUUGGUGUUGAUCAAUUGGAAUUCUUUAUCGAUUACUGCCUCUAUUUGAACAAACGAUCAUUUUGUGAGGAAUGUCUUCUGGAUAACAUUUACAAAUGUAUGAAGAGUGGUCUCAAUUAUUGUCAAAUUAUUUACAAGAAGGGUUUUCAACACGUCUUUCCACGUGAAGUAUGUCGCUUGGAAAUUUUUAAAUGUGAUGAAGGAAACAAACACUUCCAAGCACUCAACUAUGCCUUAAUCGAUUUCUUUAAGGAAAUUAUGAAAGAUGAUUUUUUUUGUCCAUUUGAUGUGAGAACGAAUUGCAAAUUUUAUAAUGUUUCAUUGCCAUCAUCAGCAUUGGAAAAUUCGUCAUCAUUAUCACAGAGUGCAGAAUCGAUGAAUGGAAAACCACCACGAGUGCUAGUUUUACAUCAAAACAAAAAUUCAAUGAGAAAUUUUUCACACUUCUUCAAGACCAAUCCUUACAAUGUGCAUUUAGAGAAUUCCAUAAUUGAACAAGAAUUUCUUCCAAAAAGAUUGAUCAAACUGAAGAGAAAAUGGGAAUAUUUGAAAAGAUUUUCAAAGUAUGACGUGGUAGUAUUUUGUCUUGGAGAUUAUUAUUCAGAAAAUAAGCUAAUUUAUUGUAGAGCGACAUUGAACUUUUUAUCACAAAUUGCCAUGAGUGUGAAUGAUCGCCACUCAAAGACAAUCCAAGACACUGUUGUGGAAAAUCCUCUCACUACCAUUGAUGGUAAACAAAACAAUCAUACUUCCAACUUUUUAAAUUCCAUCAAUGACGACGAUGACAACAACUUGUUUAUGAAUGAACAACCUUCAACAACCCUUCUGAUAAACGAAGAACCAGAAUUCAGAGCCUUUCCCAAACAAACUCGAAUACUAUUGGCAUUCAAUCAUCAAUCCUUUACUGAACCAAAAAUAUUAAUUCCAAAAUAUUGUUCAGGAUUACCAAGAAAUGAAUUUGUGAAAUUAUUGUAUGUAACACAAGAUUAUCCUGAGAGUUGGAACGUAUUGAAUGGUGCAAUAUUUGGAGAUUUAAAUGAAUUCAUUUACAAAUGA